AAUAAUAAACAGAGGAAGAAGUAUACGUACGUCAUGGUCAUGUUAUCUAUUUCUUUCGCAGGGCUGUAUAUUAGGCAUGGGGUAGUGAGUUACUAGUGAUCCAAGACGGAUAUCGGAUGGGGUCAUCCAAUCAGACAUGGCGUUGUUAAUCUAAUAUGCAUGUCGGGUCAGCCUUAUAGGUCCAGACUUGCAUAUUGCGAACAUUGGGCUGCCGUUUUUGAUGAGGCCUCGUUCGCCGAGUAGAUAAAUAAUUAUCACGGCACAAGAUCCGAACAUCCCCUCUUUUGGAAAUAUCCAGUGAUUUCUCUCCACGGAGAGCGUGAGGAAUGUGGUUGAAUCUUAUUUCUAUCUGAGAUUCGAAGAAACGUGUCAUACUUCUAUAACAUAUCAAUAACAGAAGAUCUGCAGAAUUAAAAAAAAAAAAGAAGAGUUCUGACAUUGUUUUUGUGUUUUUAUUGAUUUUGACGUGGUACCUGAGUGAAUUGUCAAUCCAGAAAUCAAGCAGUCAUUUACCAAAGGCCGAUCAAAAUCGAAGUGAGCAACUCAACCACAACCACAUUUAUAUCCCAUCUCAUUGUCAAUUGGUGAACAUGAGUACAUCUUCCUCAUCAGCAGAGACGGAAAUUUCACUCACGAGUGAUUAUGAGAGAUUGAACUCAAUCACUGCGGAGGACUCAAGAACGAGCGAAUCAGACGAUAUUAAGAGUGCGAAUAAGGGGAAAGGGAUGUCAUUGGGGAUUCAACAAACUCAAUCAACUCCGUCAUUUUUACGGCGAGAGAGAUCAUCAACACUUUCAAUGCUGAUGAGACGGCAAACUGAUGGGGAAUCGGUUGACAGUGGACCAAAGUCUGCGGGUUUUUUUGAUAAGAGGUCGAGAUUUGACGGAACGAGGAAUAGGGGGAAGGGAGGAAAGAAGGAUGGGGUUAAGAGGAGACAUUCUGCUAAUGAACAUACGAAUGUUUAUACUGAGUAAGUUUUGUCAUGGAUCUCGAGUUAUUCACACUCUUGGAGCACUAUGCUGAGAGCCUGGGUCUCUUUUUGUGACAAUUCUUAUAUUGCAGUGUACUAACUUAAAGAAUUAAAGAUGCGGAAGACAUUCAGACGAUUGGUUAUUUGGAGGGUUUUCUGUUUCGGGUGCAGUGAAGAGAAUUUGGCAGAAGGAUGGCAAAGAUUCUGGUUGAAGUUUGCGAGAUGGAUUGAUGGAAAGAAACACACAGUGAUGGAAAGAGAAAGAGAAGCGAGAAGCGAGAAGCGAGACCUACCUCGAAUUGGUCUACGUAUACGCAUAUCAGAAUGGAGACACAUAGGGGCCGGCUAUAGCUAGGGAAGAGAUCCACGACGAGCAUCUCUUGUUCCUGUUAUAUUCCUAUUGGGGAGGAACUUGCAGUUGG
This is a messenger RNA of Sclerotinia trifoliorum, 1392 nucleotides long. NCBI's taxonomy places the organism in Eukaryota, Fungi, Ascomycota, Leotiomycetes, Helotiales, Sclerotiniaceae. The record is from the annotation of a GenBank genome assembly.